This is a messenger RNA of Aspergillus saccharolyticus JOP 1030-1, 2864 nucleotides long. Its product is annotated as mRNA splicing protein SYF1. The record is from RefSeq and is a predicted model, not a curated record. Gene Ontology annotation, cellular component: post-mRNA release spliceosomal complex; Prp19 complex; U2-type catalytic step 2 spliceosome. Gene Ontology annotation, biological process: generation of catalytic spliceosome for first transesterification step; mRNA splicing, via spliceosome. Bases 188 to 2701 code for a protein of 837 amino acids. NCBI's taxonomy places the organism in Eukaryota, Fungi, Ascomycota, Eurotiomycetes, Eurotiales, Aspergillaceae. Gene Ontology annotation, molecular function: protein binding. The transcript is spliced from 5 exons.
CGGCUGCAUAAUCUGGUCCCCUCCUGGUUUUCAAACAACGACGAGGGGGUUUCUUUCUCGCUUAUAUGCGAAACGCGUCUCGCCCGGUAACCCUGUGUUGAAUCCCGCGUGAGUCGGUCCCGCUCAAUCGAGUGGCGCAAUGCCAGGGACAAUCCUGCCCCCGAGAUCCCACCGGCAACACGCACAGAUGGACCGCUCCUCGGCCUCCGGGCCUGAUUUCUACUUGAUUGCCGAUCAGGACACGGUCUACGAGCAGGAUCUGCUGCGCAAUCCCGGGAGCAUCAAGCCAUGGUUGGCUUACAUUGAAUACAAGCAGCAGAAUGGAACUCUGUAUGAGCAGGCCUUUGUGAUGGAACGCGCCUGCAGACAGCUGCCGAGAUCGUACAAGUUGUGGAAACUGUAUCUGGAGUUCCGGACAAACCACCUGCGAGGCCGCAAUGCGACAGUCUACAAGGCCGAGUACCACAAGGUGAACGCGCUCUUUGAGCGGGCUCUCAUCCUCCUCAACAAGAUGCCCCGCAUCUGGGAACUAUACCUCUCAUUUUUGCUGCAACAGCCCCUGGUGACGCAGACCCGGCGCACCUUCGACCGCGCCCUCCGCGCUCUUCCCAUCACGCAACACAACCGCAUCUGGAGGCUCUACAAGACGUUUGCGCGGUCCGCGUCGGGGCUGACGGCCGUGAAAAUCUGGGCGCGCUACAUGCAGAUCCACCCGGAGAAUGCCGAGGAGUAUAUCAGCCUACUGGUCGACAUGGGCCAGUACACCGAGGCCGUGAAGAAGUACAUGGAGAUCCUCGACGACCCGCGGUUCCAGUCCAAGGAAGGGAAGAGCAACUUCCAGCUGUGGACCGAGAUGGUCGACCUCCUGGUCUCCCGGGCGAAACAGAUUGAGACCGGGCCCCGCGUGGGCAUCGAUGUGGACGCCAUCCUGCGCAGCGGCAUCGACCGGUUCGCGGACCAGAGAGGCAAGCUGUGGGCGGGGCUGGCGACCUACUGGAUCACACGCGGCAACUUCGAGAAGGCGCGGGAUGUCUUCGAGGAGGGUAUCACUACCGUCAUGACGGUGCGCGAUUUCACGCUGGUCUUCGAUGCGUAUGUCGAAUUCGAGGAGUCCAUCAUCGGUAGUCUGAUGGAGUCCGCCGCGGCGCGGACGGAGAAUGACCAGAGCGACGAGGAGGCCGACUUUGACCUCGACCUGCGGAUGCUGAGGUUCGAACAGCUGAUGGAUCGACGGCCGUUCCUCGUCAACGAUGUACUUCUCCGACAGAACCCCAACAACGUCAUUGAAUGGGAAAAGCGAGUCGCUCUUUGGGGCGACAACAAGCAUGAGAUUGUGCAGACCUACACCGCCGCUAUCGCAGCGAUCAACCCUAAGAAGGCGCACGGAAAGUUCUCAGAGCUCUGGGUCAACUACGCCAAAUUCUACGAAAACGGUGGCGAUCUAGAUACUGCACGGGUCAUCAUGGAGAAGGCCGUCAAGGUUCCUUUCAAAUCGGUGGCGGAACUGGCCGAGACGUGGUGUGAAUGGGCUGAGAUGGAGCUGCGAAGUGAAAACUUCGACAAGGCGGUCGAGAUCAUGGCCAAGGCGACCCAAGCACCUAAACGAUCGACGGUGGACUAUUUCGACGAGACGCUCUCGCCCCAGCAACGUGUGCACAAGAGCUGGAAGCUGUGGAGUUUCUACGUGGAUCUGGUCGAGAGUGUGUCGACAAUCGAAGAGACGAAAGCAGUCUAUGAACGCAUCUUCGAGCUCCGCAUCGCUACGCCUCAGACUGUGGUCAACUACGCCAACCUUCUGGAGGAGCACAAGUAUUUUGAGGACUCGUUCAAGGUCUACGAACGGGGAUUGGAUCUGUUCAGUUAUCCCGUUGCCUUUGAACUGUGGAACCUGUAUCUUACCAAGGCAGUCGACCGCAAGAUCGGCAUUGAGCGACUUCGGGACCUGUUCGAACAGGCCCUGGACGGAUGUCCGCCCAAGUUUGCCAAGCCCCUCUACCUGAUGUACGGCAACCUGGAAGAGGACCGCGGUCUAGCCCGGCACGCGAUGCGGAUCUACGAGCGGGCAACGCGCGCCGUGUCGGACGAGGACCGCUUCGAGAUGUUCGAGUUCUACAUCACCAAGUCGGCCUCCAAUUUCGGUUUGACGUCGACGCGCCCGAUCUACGAGCGCGCUAUCGCCGCCCUGCCGGAUCAAGAAGCGAAGGAGAUGUGUCUCAAGUUCGCCGAGAUGGAGCGCCGCCUCGGCGAGAUCGACCGGGCCCGCGCAAUCUACGGGCAUGCGUCGCAGUUCUGCGACCCCCGCACCAAUGCUGGGUUCUGGCAGAAGUGGGAAGCAUUCGAAGUGCAGCACGGAAACGAGGAUACGUUCAAGGAGAUGCUGCGGAUCAAGCGCAGUGUUCAAGCUCAGUACAACACCGACGUCAACUUUAUUGCAUCGCAGGCUAUUGCACGCAGUCAACAACGCAACCAGGCUGGGGAACAGCCCCUCGAGAACGGAGAUGAAGACUCCGCCGCCGCGGCGGCGGAGCACGCUGAUGCCAUGGCCGCGUUGGAGCGACAGGCUCGCGCCCCUGUGGGCUUUGUGGCGGCCAGCACCGGUCCUGAGGGCGGCAACCGACCUGCACCGGAGAAGCAACCCGCUGUUGUUGCGGCUCCCGUCAAUCCGGAUGCAAUUGAUCUGGAUGAUGAGAUGGAUGACUAGUGUUUUGGAUGUGUUGCGGCGUUACGCAUGACACUUUUUUUCUUUUCUUUUUUUUUUUUCCUGCUGCUUGCAUAUAUGAGCCUGUCUGUUCAGUUGCAUAGAUGAACCUACUUGCCCGCCUGCCAGCCAUAUUUGCUGGCUGCUUGCUUGCCUGCUGUACGAG